This is a messenger RNA of Chironomus riparius, 5891 nucleotides long. The record is from the annotation of a GenBank genome assembly. Lineage: Eukaryota; Metazoa; Arthropoda; Insecta; Diptera; Chironomidae.
UUCAUCACAACAGUCGUCGACCCUAUUUGUUAUUGAUAAUUAUCCCGAACAUUUAAUUAAAUUACAGCGUAAAUAUGUCCUUAAGAGCAUUAAAGAAGAAUACUAAGUGAAGAGAGAAGCAAGAUAUAUCAAUUAAUCAAGUUGAGCAGCACAAAUCAACUUUAAUAGUAAAAAUAAUUCAAGAACAACAAAAGUUUAUUCUAAUUUGCGGCAAUGGAUAGUAAAUACAAGAAAUCACGCGAUCAUUCACGUUCUCCUGAGCGAAGAAGCCAGUCAAGAAGUAAAAGCUAUAAUGAUCGUAAAAGACCAAGAAGCAUGGAACAGACUGAGGAUAAAAAUGUAAGAAGUAGAGACAAAAAUUAUGAUUCAAGAAAUCGAGAGCCUUUAAACAGAGAAUCCUCAUCCAGAUCUACAAAUAGAGACUAUCGACAUCGAUCAACAUAUUCAAACUAUUCUAGAAAUGACAGGAAUUACAGAAAAUCAAGAAGCCGUUCGAGAGAUAGAAGUGACAGACAUAGAAGAAGUAGAUCUAAAGAUCGUUAUAGCCGGUCUAGAGAAUCAUCUAGAAAAUCUCCAUACCGCUCAUCAUCACGUAGAUCACCAUCCAAUAAAAAACCUUAUGAUUCACAUGAAAAUUCUAAAAGCCGUCCCAAAGAAGGAAAAACUGAAACUCUUCUUGAGAAAUGGCGUAAAAACUAUUGCGAGACAUCCGAAGAAAUCACAAAAAAGUUGAUGGAAAUGGCUAAUGAAGUAGAAGAAAAUACAUGGAUAAGAUCCUCGCCAGCAGAAAUUUAUUAUAAGAAAAUAAAGGACAAUCUUGUUGAAGCAACUCCACGAUUAGAAGCUUUAUGCAAACUAUUUGAUGAGCAACUACUUCAAAGAGGCAAAAGGAUUCGAGCAACAAAUCCUCCUUAUAAUCCACCAGAUAGAAAACGUCGAAUGAGAGCAUGCAAACAUAAAUCUGAAGUAUGUUCAUCAUCAGAAUCAUCAGACGACGAAAUAGAAGAAGACAGGACAAUGGAAGAAUUGUCAAGAAAGACACAGCAUCCAUAUCGAUUACAUCCAGAUUUAUGGCAUAAUGAGCGUGGAGAAAUGAAUGAUGGACCAUUAUGCAGAUGCUCAGCAAAGUCUAAAAGAAGUGGAAUUCGUCAUGGCAUUUAUAAAGGCGAAGGAGGCUUUAAAAAAUGUGAACCAAACCUUAAUAAUGCUGAAAAGCUUUACCAUUAUCGAAUAACUAUAACGCCACCUACAAACUUCCUUACUAAAACGCCUACAAUUAUUAAAUAUGACGAGCAUGAGUUUAUUUUUGAAGGAUUUUCUUUAUUAACUCAUGAGCCAUUAGAUAGCGAGCUGUUGCCAACCUGUAAAGUCAUUAGAUUUAAUAUUGAGUAUACAAUACUUUAUGUGGAAGAAAAAAUGCCUGAAAAUUUCACUAUUCAAGAACUUGAUUUAUUCUUCAAUUUCUUAUUUGUUGAACUUUUGGAGCUGUAUGACUUUUCCUUGAAACCUUCACUUGCUGGAGACAAAGAUGCCGCAUGUGAUUGUUAUCAUUUCUAUCCACGCUUUGUUCGAGAACUGCCUGAUAAUGGAAAAGAGGUUUUAGCAAUGUCUCAUGUGUUGCGAUAUUUAUUAGAUAAUUCAGGUCCUUUAGUUGAUCAAAAGAUUCUUAAAGAAAAAGAUAAGAUGGGUCAGUUUGAGUGGCAGGAUUUUGUAGAUACAGUAAAGGGAAUGCUAGUCACAAAUCCAUCGUCUGUGCCUUCAUCAGUUCGAGUAGAUCAGCUUGAUCGUUCUACAGAAGACAUUCCAGCUUGUACUGACGAAACAGGCAUCAAUUUUCCAGCCAUCGUUCAUUUUGGAAUUCGUCCCCCACAACUGAGUUAUGCGGGAAAUCCAGAGUAUCAGAAAGCAUGGCGAGAGUACGUUAAGUUUCGACAUUUGAUUGCAAACAUGUCUAAGCCAUCAUUUGAAGACAAACGGAAAUUGGAAGCGAAGGAAAAUCGAUUACAGGAAAUGAGAACUCAAGGAAGAAUGAAACGUAAUGUCACGGUUGCAAUAUCAUCAAAAAAUUUCUUUCGAACAGGCAUAAUGUGCGAUAUUGUACAACAUGCAAUGCUUCUGCCAGUUUUGACAACACAUUUACGUUUCCAUCGAUCACUGGAAAGUCUUGAAACUAAGAUUAAUUAUAAAUUUACUAAUCGAUAUCUUCUUCAACUGGCAUUAACUCAUCCAAGUUAUAAGGAAAAUUUCGGAACUAAUCCUGACCAUGCAAGAAAUUCUUUAACAAAUUGUGGAAUUCGACAGCCAGAAUAUGGAGAUAAGAAGAUUCAUUACAUGAAUACAAGAAAGAGAGGCAUAAACACAUUAAUUAACAUUAUGUCACGUUUUGGUAAAGAACAUGAGGAACAGAGCAACAUAACGCACAAUGAGAGACUUGAAUUUCUUGGAGAUGCUGUUGUUGAGUUCAUAACAUCGAUUCAUUUAUUCCAUCUGUUUCCUGACCUAGAAGAAGGAGGUUUAGCGACUUAUCGUGCUGCAAUCGUUCAAAAUCAACAUUUAUCUAUUCUUGCAAAGCGAUUUGGUUUGGAAAAUUUUAUGUUGUUUGCUCACGGCAGUGAUUUAUGUCAUGAAUUGGAACUACGACAUGCAAUGGCAAAUUGCUUUGAGGCAUUAAUGGGUGCAUUGCUUUUAGAUGGAGAUAUAAAAAUUGCUGAUAAAGUAUUCUCGAUUGCUUUAAUGGAUGAUCCAACAUUGAAGGAUAUAUGGGAUGACUAUCCAUUACAUCCAUUGCAAGCACAAGAACCGAAUGGUGAUCGACAAUAUAUUGAUAAAUUUGAUUUGUUGAAAAAUUUGAGUAUUUUUGAGGAAGCAAUUGGAGUUGAAUUUACUCAUAUAAGAUUAUUAGCCAGAGCAUUUACAGAUCGAUCAAUUGGAUAUACGAAUCUGACACUUGGAUCUAAUCAACGUCUUGAAUUUCUAGGCGAUACAGUUUUACAAUUAAUUUGCUCUGAAUUUCUCUAUCGACAUUUCCCUGAGCAUCAUGAAGGUCAUUUAUCAUUGCUACGAAGUUCACUCGUAAAUAAUAAAACUCAAGCUGUCGUAUGUGACGACCUCGGAAUGACAAAAUAUGCAGUUUAUUCAAAUCCGAAAGCUGAAUUAAAAACAAAAGAUCGUGCUGAUUUACUUGAGGACUUCAUUAUGAAUCAAGAUUGGAAUGAUCCCAAAUCGAAACUCCAACAAUGUUGCUUAACAUUAAGAACUAUGGAUGGCAAUGAACCUGACAUUCCUUAUUAUAAGGUUGUUGAAUCAACAGGACCAACAAAUACGAGAAUAUACAAAGUUGCUGUAUACUUCCGUGAUAAGAGAUUAGCCAGUGCAACAGGACACUCUAUUCAGCAGGCAGAGAUGAAUGCAGCAAAGAAGGCAUUAGAAAAUUCCAAAAAUCUCUUCCCACAACUUGAUCAUCAAAAACGUGUGAUUGCAAAUAGCUUGAAGCGACAAAAAGUACAGAAACCGAAAGAAAAUGAUAGCAAUGAGAACUCAAUGGACUCAUUUGAAAAUACAAAAAAUAAAUCAGCAGAUUCAGAAGCUAGAGUACCGAAACAGUAUCAAAAGAGAAUUAAUAUUGUGUCUGAUGCUUCCGAUAUAAGCAGUUCAUCACUGGAUGAAGGAAGUUCUGACGAUUCUGAUUCUGAUGGAUCAAAAAGCAUGCAAAGUAGUUCAAGAUACAGUGGAACUAGACAGCAAGACGAGGAAAAUUAUGAAGAGACAAUUGUGGUUAAGCCAGCAGACUCUUUUGAUAAUAUAAUGGAACCGAUAUCAUCACCUGAACUUUCAGACAUGGCUAAUACAAGUAAGCAACUUGACGAUGUAUCUAGUGACUUGUCAGAAGGCGAAAUUGACGAAUCGAACAGUGAAAUGAAAUAAGAAUUUUAAUUUAUAGUAAUUUUUAUUAAAGAUAUUAAGCUUUUUCCUUAGUUUUGUUUUCAAUGAAAUUUAUUAACUGUAAUGCUUGAUUUAUCAAUGCAUUUUUGGGAAAUUAUAUGUGUAUGUGGAUUUAAUUCUCAUUUUCAAUCGAAAUAAAUUAACCAAUUUUUUCAAAAAAUCUUCUUCCUUUUCACAAUUUUUUUAACUUUCAGUAAUUUUCAAUCCCCAAAAAGUGCAGCUGGUGAAAAUUAAAUUAUUAUUUGUUAUUUAUUAUUUUUGUUUCCUUACUAAAAAGAUGGAUAUUUUCCUGUUGAAUUACUUUUUCUCUGAACUUUCUUCAUUCUUCCAUUCUUUUAUGAUCAUCAUAAUUAAUUUUUUUUUCAACAUGUAAAACAUUAAUAAUCUACUUGCGCGCGAAUAUAUUAGAAAUGUGAUUUCCUUUAAGCACUCGCUGCAAUAGUUGAAAUCGCCUCGGCUGCAAAGUAUUUUACGUCUACAUCUGAAUCGGAGUUCAAUUGUUCGAGGAUUGGUUUUAUUUCGCUUUCUGUUGUUGCUUGAUCCAAGAAUGGACUGACCUUUGAAAGUGUCUUAGCGACAUUAAAUCGAACAUUUGCUACUGGAUCUGCUGCGAGUGUUUUGAUGGUUGGCAAAAAUAAUCUCUUUAUGACAUCAGCACCGACGACGUCGGCAAGGGCGUUAUACUUAAAAAUUGCGAUACUUACGAUGCAAAUAGUUGUUAUUCUUGUACAUGACCAAUAUCUGUGGAAUAAUGUUUGUUUCUGCCCAUUGUGUACCGAAUGUCUGAACGAUUUUCUUCAUGUUGAGUGUGGCUGCUUCGCGAAUUGCAUAAACGUGAUCAUUUAACCAGUUAAAGCAUAAAUCUCGUAAUUUUUGAUUGAAAUAGUCCUGUCCUAAUUGUCCAGCCAAAAGAGGCAUGUAUUCAAUAAUAGCUAAACGAACACGCCAUUUUGAGUCCUCUGCUAAUUCAACGAUUGCAGGCAAAAGAGAUUGAGAGAGUUGUUGAAUGCCAAUAACGUCAUUGAUGCAAUCCAAUGUUGAUAUAAUAUUGAGACGUACUUCAGGCCACUCGUCAGUUAAUUGAGUCAAGAAUAGGGGAAGUAAAUGCUCAAUUGUAUUCUGUCGUCCGAAAAUUGGACUUAAGCCCAUAAUUACCGACGCUAAUGCUGAUUUGACAUGUUGAUUUGCAUCCGAAACGAGUUCCUUGAUAUAUGGCAAAAUUGAAGUCAUGAUGAUUUGUUCUCGAUUUGUUGGAUCUAAAUUAGCACAAAAGUCUUUGACCUUUGUUGCUGCUGAUGCUCGAACUUCUGCUUCUGUAUCUUUCAGUAAAUAUUGAAAAGCAGGAACAAGAUCAGUUUUUGUGAUUUCUGGUCCAACUGCUUUCUGUAAGUCCACAAAUUUUUCGGCAACAACGUAACGAACUCUCCAUGAUGAGUCACUAGCGCAUUGACGAAGUGUCGGCAUAACCAACUGAAGGAAAAUCCUCUUGUUGCAAAAGCUGAGCAAUGCUAACGCAGGCUUCGACGGCGAGUAAACGAACAGAAUCUUGAUCAUCUUGGGCGAGUUGAACAAACAUUGGUAUUAAAUCAGAUUUUAAGAAUUCAACUUCAACAACUUUGGCAAAUUCUCCCAAUUUUCCAGCUGCGGCUCUUCGAACCAUUGGAGUCUCAUCCUGACAAAGUUGUCUAAAUAGAUUACGAAGUUCUGCUUUCACAGAUGCUGGAACUCGUGGAUAACAGACUGAAAACAAUCCACAAGCUGAUGUUCUUGAUGUAAACCAUUCGCCAGACACAAGACGCUGUAAUGUCGGAAUAACAUGAACUUCCAAGUCAUGAGCACUGUGUUGAGCGGCAACAUUGCGCAGAGAUUCCACUGCUUUAUCACGUACGACAGUUUCUUCAACAGUAGCUAAACUUUCCAAUGGUGGAAUAAGAUACAUAGCAUAAUCU